Molecule: messenger RNA, 1218 nt
Organism: Nycticebus coucang (slow loris)
Lineage: Eukaryota; Metazoa; Chordata; Mammalia; Primates; Lorisidae
Gene: FGF20
Product: fibroblast growth factor 20
Exons: 3
Coding region: 1-636 (211 amino acids)
Biological process (GO): positive regulation of protein phosphorylation; fibroblast growth factor receptor signaling pathway; positive regulation of gene expression
Cellular component (GO): cytoplasm
Molecular function (GO): fibroblast growth factor receptor binding; growth factor activity
Source: RefSeq, a predicted model, not a curated record
AUGGCUCCCUUAGCCGAAGUCGGGGGCUUCCUGGGCGGCCUGGAGGGCCUGGGCCAGCCGGUGGGCUCGCACUUCCUCCUGCCCCCGGCGGGGGAGCGGCCGCCGCUGCUGGGCGAGCGCAGGGGCGCGGCGGAGCGGGGCGCGCGCGGCGGGCCGGGGGCGGCGGAGCUGGCGCACCUGCACGGCAUCCUGCGCCGCCGCCAGCUCUACUGCCGCACCGGCUUCCACCUGCAGAUCCUGCCCGACGGCAGCGUGCAGGGCACCCGGCAGGACCACAGCCUCUUCGGUAUCCUGGAAUUCAUCAGCGUGGCAGUGGGACUGGUCAGCAUUAGAGGUGUGGACAGUGGUCUUUACCUUGGAAUGAAUGAAAAAGGAGAGCUCUAUGGAUCAGAGAAACUGACUUCCGAAUGCAUCUUUAGGGAGCAGUUUGAAGAGAACUGGUAUAACACCUACUCAUCCAACGUAUAUAAACAUGGGGACUCUGGCCGCAGGUAUUUUGUGGCACUUAACAAGGAUGGAACCCCUAGAGAUGGGGCCAGGUCCAAAAGACAUCAGAAAUUUACCCAUUUCUUACCUAGACCGGUGGAUCCAGACAGAGUUCCGGAAUUGUACAAGGACCUGCUGAUGUACACUUGAAAUGUGAUCGUAUCUUUAUGGAAGAACAAAACCACAAACAUCCCUUCUUAGAACAGUUUCCACUGUAAAAUAAUAACCCAAGAAGACGCUUAGAAUGUUACAGCAUCUAUUUUUUACUGGAAGAUUGAAUUUAGAAAGAAUAUUGAGAAAAAAAUUGACUUGAAGUGGCUCAAGAUCACUCUUUAUAAGUGGAUUGAAUUUCUUUAGGUCCCUUGGUUAAGUCCUUACCAGUAGACUGAAGCUGAAAAUCUGUUACAAACCGUGGAUAAUGGGAACCCAUCAAGUUUGCUGCUGGUGCCUAACCCCUCUGGAUUAUGUUUACUUUAAAAAGUUGCAUUAACAUAGCUACUUCAUGUUGAAGAAAUGGAUUGACAUUGGUGGCCAAGAUUAUUACUAUGGAAAUUCUGAGGACCUUGUAGAAUUUUGCAAGUUAUGGCAUUAUACAUUUAAAAAAAAAAACGACCAUAAAAACAAACAAAAAAGCGUGGGUGACUUGUGGACUGUGAGACCUGCCACACCAAGACAGAACAUUUUUUUAAAAGAAUGGACCUAUUUAUACAUUUUCAAUUUGAAAAUAUUUAU